ACUUAACUUUCUAAAUUGUUUUAUGAUUCACAGUCCACAUUCAUGAUGAAUAUCAAGCAUGACAGAUAUAUUCCUGUCUGAUUGUUAGCGUGCUCAUAUGUGAACAUAACCAACGUCUGAACUUCUGAGUUCAGUGCGCGCACAUAAAUAGCGCUGGUACUUUUCUCUCUAUUUAAACUACUUCUCCGUCCAUUUGUCCCCAAGUCUGAGUUGCAAAUCCUUCACGAAUAAAACUAAAAAUUCAUUUAGUCUGACCCCAAAUCAGAGGGUUUGUGCACCAUGGGCUUUAUUACAUACUGAGCUUAAACUGUGUUGUGGAGGAGGAUGGGUAUUAUUAUCCUGAGCUUCCCACCCAGCUAUAAAAACUACAUCUCUCUACGGUUGCUCUAGAGUAGAUCCACCUCCUCUCUCUCUCUCUCUCUCUCUCUCUCUCUCUCUCUCUCUCUCUCUCCCCGUUGCUGUCAGCUUCCACACAAACCUCUCAGUCUCUCCUCGUGUGUCGCUGUUUUGGGCUUGUAGUCGGAUGCUCGGCUGUGUGUUUUUGUGAAUGGAGAGGACAGGCUAGGGCAGACAGCAUGGACAGGCGUCUCUAUCUCCCUCAAAGACAGAGAUGAGACCGGCUCGAAUUUGAGACGACACUUGGAAUAAAUCUCACAUACACUCGCGCGCACCUGAGGAUCUGGACGGACUCCUCAGAGAGGAUGGCACACACAGAUGAGGACCUGAUUGGAAUCCCCUUCCCAAACCACAGCAAUGACGUCCUGUGCAGUCUUAAUGAGCAGCGACGAGACGGGUUGCUCUGUGAUGUCGUCCUAGUCGUCAGAGACCAGGAGUACCGUACCCAUCGCUCCGUUCUGGCCGCCUGCAGCCAGUACUUCAAAAAACUUUUUACCGUGGCAAGCGGUAGCGGCAGGGACUCCAACCAACAUGCCAUCUACGAACUUGACUUUGUGGCUCCGGAAUCACUGACAGCCAUUUUAGAAUUCGCCUACACGUCGACGCUGACGGUGACGGCUUCAAAUGUCAAGGAGAUCCUGAGCACCGCGAGGCUGCUGGAAAUUCCCUGCAUCAUAAACGUUUGCCUAGAAAUCAUGGACACGGGCGGAGGGGGAGGAGGAGACGAUGUGGCCGCAGAGGGAGAGAUGGAAGGAGAGGAGUUUGAGGGGGAUGAUGAGGAAGACGAGGACGAAGAGGAAGAAAUGGAGGAGGCAGAAAAUGACUCAAAAGAUGGCGACGACAACAGCGAGAUAUCUGCACAGGCGAGCGUGUCCAAAAACCAGAAUGGUUGGGAUGAGUGCGCAGCAGCCAGCCCGCCCUGCAGUUCUCAACAGGGACCUGACCAGAACAUCCAUGAACCCCAAACGAACACCCCGGAAGCCCAGAACGCUGAAAAAUCUAGAGGGUCAGAGGGAUUAGAGGGCCGGACACUGAAGGACUUCUCGAUAGAGUCCCUGCUCCAGGAGGGUCUCUACCCAAAAGUGCCAGGCCUUGAGAGAGGAUCUGGCUUCUCACCUCUUCUUCCCGGCUUCUAUCCUCCCAUGUGGGCAGCUGAAUUUCCAGGAUACUCUCAGCUUGUGGAGCCACGACAUCGCCCCCAUCCCUUCCCCAGUGGCUCGCUGGAAAAUGGCCCUUUGGACCUCGCCGUCAAGAAAGAAGUUAUCAAGGAAGAGCUGAAAGAUGAGCCUCUAAAUCCUGCCAUUCACAGAGAUUUCUUUAAAGACUUCAUGAGUCCAGGACUAGGCGUGACCUCUGACCCUGCCCUUGGUCAAAUCAAAGAUGGGGCAGACCUCAGGUCCUAUCUGAGUUUUCUUUCUGCCUCCCAUCUGGGAACGCUGUUUCCUCCCUGGCAGCUGGAGGAGGAGAGGAAGAUGAAGCCCAAAGCAUCACAGCAGUGCCCAAUCUGUAACAAGGUCAUUCAAGGAGCGGGGAAGCUACCACGACACAUGAGAACGCACACAGGAGAGAAACCCUACAUGUGUACCAUCUGCGAGGUUCGCUUUACCAGGCAAGACAAGCUGAAGAUUCACAUGCGUAAGCACACCGGCGAGAGGCCCUACAUCUGCCUGCAUUGCAACUCUAAGUUUGUUCACAACUACGACCUGAAGAACCACUUGCGCAUUCACACAGGCGUACGGCCGUACCAGUGCGAGCACUGCUACAAGAGCUUUACGCGCUCCGACCACCUGCACAGACACAUCAAACGGCAAAGCUGCCGCGUCUCGCGCCCGCGACGUGGUCGAAAGCCCUCCGCGUGGCGGUCCACCAACUUCCUCUUUCCUCCAGACCCCAGCGCCCCUCAAGGGGACAGGACCAUGCGGGUUCCCGUCACCAGUACCCCCUUGCUUGCUCAGCUGACUGAAAGACAGCACCCUCCAGGUGGACAGGGGCUGGAGGACGUAGAUGGCAGCAGUAACAGCCGGGAGAGUUUGAUGGACAGGAAGUUCAUCUCAGAGGAUGUGGACAGGAAACGGGGGAUUUUCACUUUCGCCGUGGCAACAGAGGAUGUUCUGCCUCACCCACCCUUCUAUAGUGCCACCUCCGACCCCUGGGCCGUGAGACUGGAGCGAGCCCCACCCAUUCCUGAGGCUGCAAAGUGAUUUUCAGAGUUUUCUGUUAGUUCUGAUUGGCUCUCGGGUUAUGGGACAGCCAGAAGUUCAUCUGCCUCACCUGAAACAGCUGCUCGCGUUGGACAUAACAAGGAAAACUCAUCACAAACUUUCCCAGACAGCAUACACUGACUGUGUAAUAUUAUUCAGAAAAAGGAGACUUAUUUUUUGUUUAAUAAGACAGCUUCCAAUGGGAUAACAGGGAUUUUGAACACUUUUUUAAUAUUUGUUAAUAUUUUGGAUGUGUGUUUGUUAAAACAGUGUUUAAUAAUUCAACGUUUGCUAACAACAACAAAAACUUAAAGUACGAUGCGCUCAAAAACUGUUCAGUGCAAUCGUAUGUGAAACUUUCAUGCGAACAUUUGACAAUCAGGUAUUAAAGUGAAAAAAAGUCCUGCUAAAAUAAGCUCUAAUGUUUGCAUUUCUUACUGAAAAUUACAAUAUUACAAUUACCUACACAUAAACCUACACAUUGUACAUCACUAUGCAAAAUAAAUAAUAUCAAGUGAGUGAUUAUGAAUGAAAAUAACAAUUUGUUAAUCUAACAAAAAUCUCAGGAUCCAAAAAGUUUUGAAAUUAAAUGAUCUUGAUUUUUCUAUACCUUAAUAUAACACAUUACACGCAAAAUGUCAUAUAAACCUGCAAC
Messenger RNA from Misgurnus anguillicaudatus (oriental weatherfish), 3252 nucleotides. RefSeq names its product zinc finger and BTB domain containing 7C (gene zbtb7c). Lineage: Eukaryota; Metazoa; Chordata; Actinopteri; Cypriniformes; Cobitidae. Gene Ontology annotation, molecular function: DNA-binding transcription factor activity, RNA polymerase II-specific; protein binding; RNA polymerase II cis-regulatory region sequence-specific DNA binding. Gene Ontology annotation, biological process: regulation of transcription by RNA polymerase II. The record is from RefSeq and is a predicted model, not a curated record.